AUGUCAGGCAUCAACUCCAUACCCCAGUCAGCUGUGUCAGGCAUCAACUCCAUACCCCAGUCAGCUGUGUCAGGCAUCAACUCCAUACCCCAGUCAGCUGUGUCAGGCAUCAACUCCAUACCCCAGUCAGCUGUGUCAGGCAUCAACUCCAUACCCCAGUCAGCUGUGUCAGGCAUCAACUCCAUACCCCAGUCAGCUGUGUCAGGCAUCAACUCCAUACCCCAGUCAGCUGUGUCAGGCAUCAACUCCAUACCCCAGUCAGCUGUGUCAGGCAUCAACUCCAUACCCCAGUCAGCUGUGUCAGGCAUCACCUCCAUACCCCAGUCAGCUGUGUCAGGCAUCAACUCCACACCCCAGUCAGCUGUGUCAGGCAUCAACUCCAUACCCAAGUCAGCUGUGUCAGGUAUCAACUCCACACCCCAGAUAGCUGUGUCAGGCAUCAACUCCAUAACCCAGUCAGCUAUAUCAGACAUCAACUCCAUACCUCAGUCAGCCGUGUCAGGCAUCAACUCCAUACCUCAGUCAGCCGUGUCAGGCAUCAACUCCAUACCCCAGUCAUCUGUGUCAGGCAUCAACUCCAUAAUCCAGUCACCUGUAUUAGGCAUCAACUCCAUAUCCCAGUCAGCUGUGUCGGGCAUCAACUCCUCACCUCAAUCAGCUGUGUUAGGCAUCAACUCCAUACCCCAGUCAGCUGUGUCAGGCAUCAACUCCAUACCCCAGUCAGCUGUUUCAGGCAACAACUCAAUACCCCAGUCAGCUGUGUCAGGCAUCAACUCCAUACCCCAGUCAGCUGUGUCAGGCAUCAACUCCAUACCCCAGUCAGCUGUGUCAGGCAUCAACUCCAUACCCCAGUCAGCUGUGUCAGGCAUCAACUCCAUACCCCAGUCAGCUGUGUCAGGCAUCAACUCCAUACCCCAGUCAGCUGUGUCAGGCAUCAACUCCAUACCCCAGUCAGCUGUGUCAGGCAUCAACUCCAUACCCCAGUCAGCUGUGUCAGGCAUCAACUCCAUACCCCAGUCAGCUGUGUCAGGCAUCACCUCCAUACCCCAGUCAGCUGUGUCAGGCAUCAACUCCAUAUCCCAGUCAGCUGUGUCGGGCAUCAACUCCUCACCUCAAUCAGCUGUGUUAGGCAUCAACUCCAUACCCCAGUCAGCUGUGUCAGGCAUCAACUCCAUACCCCAGUCAGCUGUGUCAGGCAUCAACUCCAUACCCCAGUCAUCUGUGUCGGGCGUCAACUCCAUACCCCAGUCAGCUGUGUCAGGCAUCAACUCCAUACCCCAGUCAGCUGUGUCAGGCAUCAACUCCAUACCCCAGUCAGCUGUGUCAGGCAUCAACUCCAUACCCCAGUCAGCUGUGUCAGGCAUCAACUCCAUACCCCAGUCAGCUGUGUCAGGCAUCAACUCCAUACCCCAGUCAGCUGUGUCAGGCAUCAACUCCAUACCCCAGUCAGCUGUGUCAGGCAUCAACUCCAUACCCCAGUCAGCUGUGUCAGGCAUCAACUCCAUACCCCAGUCAGCUGUGUCAGGCAUCAACUCCAUACCCCAGUCAGCUGUGUCAGGCAUCAACUCCAUACCCCAGUCAGCUGUGUCAGGCAUCAACUCCAUACCACAUUAA
Messenger RNA from Ylistrum balloti, 1614 nucleotides. RefSeq names its product nascent polypeptide-associated complex subunit alpha, muscle-specific form-like. The record is from RefSeq and is a predicted model, not a curated record. Lineage: Eukaryota; Metazoa; Mollusca; Bivalvia; Pectinida; Pectinidae. Gene Ontology annotation, cellular component: extracellular matrix. Bases 1 to 1614 code for a protein of 537 amino acids. Gene Ontology annotation, biological process: extracellular matrix organization. The transcript has a single exon.